Molecule: messenger RNA, 524 nt
Organism: Pangasianodon hypophthalmus (striped catfish)
Lineage: Eukaryota; Metazoa; Chordata; Actinopteri; Siluriformes; Pangasiidae
Gene: snrpg
Product: small nuclear ribonucleoprotein polypeptide G
Exons: 4
Coding region: 132-362 (76 amino acids)
Biological process (GO): spliceosomal snRNP assembly; mRNA splicing, via spliceosome
Cellular component (GO): U2-type prespliceosome; precatalytic spliceosome; U12-type spliceosomal complex
Molecular function (GO): RNA binding
Source: RefSeq, a predicted model, not a curated record
ACCCGCUACCGCCGCAGUGUUUCCGCUUUUACGCGCGUGUUUCCCUUUUGUUUUCUUUUGCGAAACGCGUUUCUUACGAAUUUUUUUCUGUCUUCGUUUGAGGGGGAAAAAAAUAGAUAAAACAUAUAAACAUGAGCAAAGCACAUCCUCCAGAGUUAAAGAAGUUUAUGGAUAAGAAACUGUCGCUGAAGCUGAAUGGUGGUCGCCAUGUCCAAGGCAUCUUGCGAGGAUUUGAUCCAUUUAUGAAUCUGGUGGUGGAUGACUGUGUUGAAAUGUCCACUGGUGGACAGAUGAACUCUAUUGGCAUGGUGGUCAUAAGAGGAAACAGUAUUAUCAUGCUGGAGGCUCUUGAGAGAGUAUGAUGAUGACCUUUCUUUCGUCUUUACCCCUUCUCAUCUGAGAGUUUGUUUUGUGAAUAAAGAACUAGGUGGAUGCCAAACUCUGCAAUGAAUGAAUGAGUUACUUUUUUCCAUGUUUACAAAUGUGUGUGCUAUUCAAAUCAAUAAAUUUUGGAUAAUCUGUUA